ACGUGCGUCUCAAAAACCUCUUCCCCACACCUUCAACAAACGGUCCUGGUGCCAACACUUCACUUCACUUCUCAUUCUCACAAUCAGCUGAUUUAGAACCCAAUCAUCCAUCAUGCCUAACCUCUCUGGUUCAUGGACUCUGGCCAAACAUGAUUCGUUGGAUGCUGUCCUGGAUAAGCUCCAAGUUCCUGCUGACAAACGCCCUCCAGGAACCAUCACCGGACUCAGUAUGACCAUCACUCAGAAUGGCGACAACUUCACCGUCAAAACUGUAGCACAGCGUGGCACCCGUGAGACUACCUUCGCCGUGGGAACUACUUUCGAGACCGAGCUUCUCAUGGGCACCAUCACCGUUAAGGUGACUGCUGCAUGGGACGGUGACUGUCUGGUUCUUACCGGUGAGAAGGGCGCCAAACUCACCCGUCAAAUAGUUGGAGAUCAACUCGUCUCAACCAUCGACGUCGGCGGUACCUGUGCCAAAUUCUAUUUCAGCAAAUAGAAUGAUGAACUCUUUAUCGUCUGCAACAUAUAGUUGAUGAAGAAAGACUGUACAUAAUUGUGGAAAUCACAUUUCUCUAUAUAGUGAAAAGAAAUUAUCGAUAUUCUCUAUUUUUCCCAACCGAAUUCUUGAGGUUAUAUAGCAGUGAAUAAGAAAAUAACCUUUUGUUGGUAAUAUUCUGCUAUAUACCUCAGCAUGAAUGACAUCACAAUACACACCCGAAUGGACCGUUUGUAAAUAAAAUAAUAGAACUAAAAACGUUCUGCUAUCAUGAUAUGAAUAGUUAAAA
Strongylocentrotus purpuratus (purple sea urchin) is the source of this 788-nucleotide messenger RNA. Its product is annotated as fatty acid-binding protein type 3. The transcript has 3 exons. Gene Ontology annotation, biological process: fatty acid transport. Bases 113 to 499 code for a protein of 128 amino acids. Lineage: Eukaryota; Metazoa; Echinodermata; Echinoidea; Camarodonta; Strongylocentrotidae. The record is from RefSeq and is a predicted model, not a curated record. Gene Ontology annotation, cellular component: nucleus; cytosol. Gene Ontology annotation, molecular function: fatty acid binding.